GUCUGCGUCCCUGCGGGCAGCCCCAGGGCGAGGGUGCAGUGGCUGCAGCCUGAGGACCGGACCUGAGAACCAGACCAUGAGGGGGACGCGGCUGGUGCUGCUGCUGCUGCUGGCGGGCUGCGGUGGCCAGUUCGUGGGGGGCCUGCGAUGCUACAGCUGUCACGAGCCCACUCCUGUGUCCAGCUGCGUCACCGUCGUCACCUGCAGUGUGAACGAAACCAUGUGCAAGACCACCCUCUACUCCCUGGAGAUAGUGUACCCCUUCCUGGGAGACUCCACGGUGACCAAGUCCUGCGCCAGCAAGUGCGAGCCCUCGGACGCGGACGGCAUCGGCCAGACGAGGCCCGUGUCCUGCUGCAACAGCGAGCUGUGCAACGUGGACGGGGCGCCCGCCCUGGACGGCGGCCGGGGCCUGGCCCUCGUGCUGGCACUCCUCUCGCUCUGGAGCCUCGGACCCUAG
Messenger RNA from Hyaena hyaena (striped hyena), 460 nucleotides. It is a transcript of the gene LYPD2, whose product is annotated as LY6/PLAUR domain containing 2. The transcript is spliced from 3 exons. The record is from RefSeq and is a predicted model, not a curated record. The coding region runs from base 77 to 460 and encodes 127 amino acids. Lineage: Eukaryota; Metazoa; Chordata; Mammalia; Carnivora; Hyaenidae. Gene Ontology annotation, molecular function: acetylcholine receptor inhibitor activity.